AUCACAUCAGUGAGCGUCUGUCGGCCCUGAGGCCCAGGCAAAAUCAGUUGGGCAAGGACUGCCCUCUCGUAGUGUUGUUUCUCGCCUCGAGUGUUCGAAUGACCUCCAAUUUGCCAGGUGGAUGCAAUUCGCCGCUGGCGGCACCUCUCGUACUGCUUUCAAGCUUUUGAUGCUAACAUCAUUCCGCGUUCAAGAUACAAGGCCUUCCUUCAUUAUCCACUUGUCAACUCUCGGCUGCUUUUCUUUUUCUUUUCACUCAAGUUAACUUACCUUAUCUGCGCCUCGGUGACCUUCAUCACGAGACUUGAAACCUUGGCGGCGGCCUCUCCAUUCAAGCACUGAGAUGCAUUCAAUCAAGCACCAAGCCCGAAACAUUGCCUGGAGAUACAACGACGGCGAGUCCAACUACAACCCUUUCGCCAGGCGUUCCCGGUCUUAUGUUGGCCGACCCGAGGACGAGGAGAACAACCUUCAGCGUCGCCAUACCGCCGACCAAGUCAUGUCGGACAGCAGCAUCAGGCGCAACGACGCGCGCGAUGUAGACGACGCCGACUUUGCUUACCCACACCAUGCCAACACUGCACCACCAGACUCGAGUGCUUCUUCGGACACACCCACAUCCAAUGGAACCCUUGUUGGCCAACCCGAUAUCAAACCACAAAGGGAGAAGGAGGCCCUCCCACUGGACAGAGACAACUCCCGCUCCAUGUCGGAGAAGAAUGUCUCCGAGCCUGCACACAAACCACGCAAGCGCCUAAUGCUCAUGAACUUGCUCGGUCAACCUGAUCGCACCAAGACGGACAACUCUGACCUGGAACGAUCCGAUACUGGCGAUACCAAGAAGAAGCGUAGACCGAAGAUCAGUGUUGUCAGCCAGUUCAAAGCCACUAUCCUUGGCUCCUGGGUCAACGUCCUUCUCGUCUGUGUGCCCAUCGGUUUCGCUCUGAGAUAUUCCCACGCCAACGGAUAUGCCGUCUUCGUUGUCAACUUUGUUGCCAUCAUCCCUCUUGCCGCCAUGCUGUCUUUCGCUACCGAAGAGCUUGCCUUGUACACUGGUGAGACUCUUGGAGGUCUUCUCAACGCCAGUUUCGGUAACGCGACCGAGUUGAUUGUCAGUGUCAUCGCCUUGCAACAGAACAAGAUUCUCAUUGUCCAAACCUCCUUGAUCGGAAGUAUGCUCUCAAACUUGUUACUGGUGCUCGGCAUGUGUUUCUUCUUCGGUGGCCUGAACCGUGUCGUUCAGCACUUUAACGUUACUGUUGCUCAAACCGCAUCCAGUAUGCUUGCUGUCUCCAUCGGCUCAUUGAUCAUUCCUACCGCUUUCCAGAAAUUCGGCAACAACCCUGCUGGUGGUGUCGCUCCCAUUUCCCGAGGAACUGCUAUCAUCCUGCUUCUCGUCUACUUCGCCUACCUCAUCUUCCAGCUCAAGACCCAUGUUGAGAUCUACAACACUCCCAGUCAAAAAUCAGAAAAGAAGAAGGGUUCAACCAGACAGAAGGGUGAGACUCUCAUGGGUAUCGCUCGCAUUGGUGCGGGUACUGCUGCGUCCGCUGGUGGCCAAGUCAACCAGUCCAACCUCGUCUACGAAGAAGAGGAAGAAGAGACACCCGCCCUGUCUAUCAUCGGUGCUCUCGUUACUCUUACCAUCGCCACAGUCUUCAUUGCAUUCACUUCUGAGUUCAUGGUCAGUGGCAUCGACUACAUCGUUGAACAUGGAAACAUCUCAGAAGAAUUCGUUGGUCUCAUCUUGGUCCCCAUCGUCGGCAACGCCGCAGAACACGCAACCGCCGUUACUGUCGCCAUCAAGGACAAGAUGGAUCUUGCCAUCGGUGUCGCUGUCGGUUCAAGUAUGCAAAUCGCUUUGCUCGUUCUUCCUCUUAUGGUCGUCAUCUCCUGGUGCGGUCUGGGCAACGAAGCCAUGACUCUUGACUUUGAUGGGUUCCAGGUUGCCGUGCUCUUCAUCGCAGUCUUGUUGGUGAACUACCUCAUCCAAGAUGGCGAAAGUCAUUGGCUCGAAGGUAUAUUGUUAAUGGCUGUAUACAUCAUCAUCGCUGUCAGCGCUUGGUUCUAUCCAACACCCGAUGGUCAAAGCCUGGUUGGGUAAAAAGUCUCCUUUGUCAAUCGUUUUUACUUCUUGGACUUCUCAUAUGGCGUUUUAGCGUCGGACAUUCCUCCUUGACAUCUCAAUGUACCACUACUUUUUCGUCGAUACCCAAAGAAUAUUACUUCUGCUUAGUUAAUCAAGUAACAUGUUCGUUACCACUCCUAGC
This is a messenger RNA of Aureobasidium subglaciale EXF-2481, 2270 nucleotides long. RefSeq lists its product as uncharacterized. Bases 344 to 2104 code for a protein of 586 amino acids. NCBI's taxonomy places the organism in Eukaryota, Fungi, Ascomycota, Dothideomycetes, Dothideales, Saccotheciaceae. Gene Ontology annotation, molecular function: calcium:proton antiporter activity. The record is from RefSeq and is a predicted model, not a curated record. The transcript is spliced from 3 exons. Gene Ontology annotation, biological process: calcium ion transmembrane transport; intracellular calcium ion homeostasis. Gene Ontology annotation, cellular component: fungal-type vacuole membrane.